AUGGCACCAAAUUCAGAGAAAAGUUGUGAGGGUGUUGCUGAGUCUCCAAAUGCCCCAGUUGGAAGACAAGCAAUAGAGGGUGACCCUAAAAGCCAAAGAACCAAAGCCACAAGACAUCCUCGAUGGACAAGACAAGAAACACUUGUUCUCAUAGAGGCUAAGAAAAUGGUCGAAAAUGGAGAACAGGUUUGUAGGUACAGAUCAGCAUCUGGGUUUGUUCACACUGAUCCAAAAUGGGAUUUGGUGUCAUCAUUUUGUCAUCAACAAGGUGUCAAGAGAGGUGCUGUUCAGUGCAGAAAAAGAUGGGGCAAUCUUCUCACUGAUUUCAGGAAGAUCAAGAAGUGGGAGUCAAGCGUAAAGGAGGAGAGUGAGUCCUUUUGGAUCAUGAGAAGUGAUGUGAGAAAAGAAAAGAAGUUGCCAGGGUUCUUUGAUACUGUGGUGUACAAUGUGUUAGAUGGAGGAGUUUGCACUGCUGCUGCAUUUCCAUUGUCACGGGUUAAGAUGACAUCAAAGGUGGAGAAUGGUGAUCAAGUUGAGGGAAUGGUGGGAGGGAAAUAUAAGGAGGAUGAGGAUGAUGAUCAUGAAGAGGAAGAUGAGGCCAUUGUUGAAAGUGAAAAAAUGGGGUGGAGCACUGAUGAGGAGAACAUGGAGACAAACAUAACAGGCAAUAUGGUCAACGGUUAUUUGAAAAUAUCAAGUCUUAAGGAAAAAAGCACCAGAGGAAGUCUCAAAAUGACACACACUCUCACGUUGCCUGCUUCAGGAUGUCAUAAAGAAGCUAUGUUCCAAGAGGGAUACAAGAGAAAGCGAUUAACAUCAGACGAUAGCGCCGACAACACAGAUUUCAACAACAAUAUUAUCAAAGUUCUAAGGAGGAAUUCUAACAUACUAAAGACCCAUAUUGGAUCACAGAACAUAAAUUGCCAAUUAGCUAGGGACCAGCAGAAGCAGCAAACUGACAGCUUAGUUACAGCCCUUGGCAAGCUCACAGAUGCUCUCACAAAAAUUGCUGACAAGCUGUAA
Molecule: messenger RNA, 1023 nt
Organism: Abrus precatorius (Indian licorice)
Lineage: Eukaryota; Viridiplantae; Streptophyta; Magnoliopsida; Fabales; Fabaceae
Product: trihelix transcription factor ASR3-like
Exons: 2
Coding region: 1-1023 (340 amino acids)
Source: RefSeq, a predicted model, not a curated record